CUCAUCUCCUUGCAUCUUCUUCUUUUUAGAUCUCACAAAUACCACAUCCAUCAAAAUGGCCGACUUCCAGAACAUCGCACAGCAAUUUGUGCAAUUCUACUACCAGACCUUUGACUCGGACCGUCAGCAGCUGGCCGGUCUCUACCGCGAUAACUCCAUGCUCACCUUCGAGACCUCUUCUCAGAUGAGCGUCGCCCCCAUCAUGGAGAAGCUGACCAGCCUUCCCUUCCAGAAGGUCCAGCACCAGAUCUCCACUCUCGAUGCUCAGCCCUCUGUUAACGGCAGCAUCAUCGUCAUGGUUACCGGUGCCCUUAUCGUCGACGAUGAGCCCCGCCCCAUGAACUACACCCAGACUUUCACUCUCAACCCCGAGGGUGGCAGCUACUACGUCUUCAACGACAUCUUCCGUCUCAUCAUGGGUUAAAUUUGAAUCAUGAGGAAAAUAGCGGGGCUUGUUUUGGUGUGACGUGUGUGAUGGGUGAUUAGGGGGGGCCCAUUCAGUAGACAGCUUUCCAUGAGAUGAAGUUAAUGAAUUAGUUCCAAGAGGAUCGACACAUGCUUUUGGUUGCUGUGAUUCAAUAUAUUCCCCUGUCCUUUCAUUGUGAGAGUUUAUA
Aspergillus piperis CBS 112811 is the source of this 614-nucleotide messenger RNA. RefSeq names its product nuclear transport factor 2 family protein. Bases 56 to 424 code for a protein of 122 amino acids. The transcript has 6 exons. Gene Ontology annotation, biological process: protein import into nucleus. Gene Ontology annotation, cellular component: nuclear pore central transport channel. The record is from RefSeq and is a predicted model, not a curated record. NCBI's taxonomy places the organism in Eukaryota, Fungi, Ascomycota, Eurotiomycetes, Eurotiales, Aspergillaceae.